Canis lupus familiaris (dog) is the source of this 3110-nucleotide messenger RNA. It is a transcript of the gene IL12RB2, whose product is annotated as interleukin 12 receptor subunit beta 2. Gene Ontology annotation, biological process: cytokine-mediated signaling pathway. Gene Ontology annotation, molecular function: cytokine receptor activity; cytokine binding. The record is from RefSeq and is marked provisional. NCBI's taxonomy places the organism in Eukaryota, Metazoa, Chordata, Mammalia, Carnivora, Canidae. Gene Ontology annotation, cellular component: signaling receptor complex; external side of plasma membrane.
AAAUGGAAAGUGCAGAGUCUCAGAGCAGCAAAAGAUAUGUCUUAUUCAAGGAACAGUCUGAAAGCCAGUGCAAAUGGAGCAGAGUAAGCAAGGCAGAAAAAGUAGAGCAAAUGAUGGUGGCAAGACAGGAGAAGUGAGGCCAUGCAGUGCCUGAGAGAUCAUGUGCGGAAAAUACAGAGGUAUAUUCCAGAGUUGACUGUUCAUGGCACAUACAGUUGGAGGAUGCUCAUUGGCACUUAUUUUUAUCAUUGUGUUAUUGUUGGUUAAAGCAAAUAUAGAUGCAUGCAAGAGAGGAGAUGUGACUGUGGAGCCUUCUCAUGUAAUUUCACUUGGAUCAGCUGUCAAUAUUUCAUGCUCUUUGAAGCCCGAACAAGGCUGCUCACAAUAUCCCAGUUUUAACAUGUUAAUCCUCUACAAAUUUAACAGAAGAAUCAAUUUUCUGCAUGGUCACUUCCUCAGUUCUCAAGUCACAGGUCUUCCUCUGGGUACAACAGUGUUUCUCUGCAAAUUGGCCUGUAGCAAAAACAAGGAAUUACGAAUAUGUGGGGCAGAGAUCUCAGUUGGUGUUGUUCCAGAACAACCUCAAAACUUAUCUUGUAUACAGAAGGGAGCACAUGGGACUGUGACCUGCAUCUGGGACAGAGGACGAGACACCCAUCUAUAUACUGCAUAUACUUUACAGUUAAAUGGACCAAAAAAUUUAACUUGGUGGAAGCAAUGUGAUCAUUAUUGUGACCAUUUGGACCUUGGAGUCAACCUAACACCUGAAUUGCCUGAAUCCAGCUACACAGCCCAGGUUACUGCUAUCAAUAGCCUUGGAAGUGCUUCUUCACUCCCAUCCACAUUUACCUUCUUGGAUAUAGUGAGGCCUCUCCCUCCAUGGGACAUCAGAUUCAAAUGUGUAAAUGCUUCUGUGAACAAAUGUAUCCUUCAGUGGAGAGAUGAGGGGCUGGUGCUGCUUAAUCGACUCAGAUAUCGCCCCAACAGCAGCAAGUCCUGGAAAAUGGUCCAUGCUACAAAUGCAAAAGGAAGAUAUGAUGUACUGGAUCUGAAACCAUUUACAGAGUAUGAAUUUCAGAUAUCCUCUAAGCUACACCUACAUAAAGGUAUUUGGAGUGAUUGGAGUGAAUCGUUGAGAACACAAACACCAGAAGAAGAACCUACAGGUACAUUAGAUGUCUGGUACAUGAAAAAGCACAUUGAUUACAGUAGACAACAGAUUUCUCUUUUCUGGAAGAAUAUGAGUAUGUCCAAGGCAAGAGGAAAAAUCCUCCACUAUCGAGUGACCUUGCAGGAGGUGGCAGGGGUGAAAGUCACACUACAGAACAUCACAGAACACACCUCCUGGACCUGGGUCAUUCCCAGAACUGGGAAUUGGGUUGUGACUGUGUCUGCAGCUAACUCAAAAGGCAGUACCCUGCCUACUUAUAUUAACAUAACGGACCUGUGUGGGGCAGGGUUGCUGGCUCCUCGCCAGGUCUCUGCAAACUCGAAGGGUGUGGACGACAUUAUGGUGACAUGGGAGCAUCCCGGGAAAGCUGCUCCUGCUGUCCAGGAGUAUGUGGUGGAAUGGAGGGAGCUCCAUCCCAGGGGUGACACGCCCCCUCUAAACUGGCUGCGGAGUACCCCCUACAACGUGUCUGCUCUGAUUUCAGAGAACAUAAAACCCUACAGUUGUUAUGAAAUCAAUGUGUAUGCACUGUCAGGGGACCAGAGAGGAUGUAGCUCCACCUGGGGUAACUCUAAGCACAAAGCACCACGGAGGGGCCCCUAUAUUAAUGCCAUCUCAGAGGAAAAGGGGAGCGUGUUAAUUUCAUGGAACGAAAUUCCAGCCCAAGAACAAAUGGGCUGCAUCCUCCAUUACAGGAUAUAUUGGAAGGAACAGGACUCCAAUUCCCAGCCUCAACUUUGUGAAAUUCCCUAUAGAGUAUCACCAAAUUCACAUUCAAUAGACAGCCUGCAGCCCAGAGUGACAUAUGUCCUGUGGAUGACAGCUCUGACAGCUGCUGGUGAAAGCCCCCCAGGAAACAAGAGGGAAUUUUGUCUGCCAGGUAAAGCCAGUUGGAGUGUGUUUGUGGCACCAAGCAUUUGCGUUGCUGUCGUCAUAGUGGGCAUUUUCUCAAUGCGUUACUUCCGGCAAAAGGUAUUUGUUCUUCUUUCGGCCCUCAGACCUCAGUGGUGUAGUAAAGAAAUUCCAGACCCAGCGAACAGCACUUGGGCCAAGAAAUACCCCAUCAUGGAGAAGACACAGCUACCCUCGGACAGGCUCCUGACAGACUGGUCCAAUCCUGAAGAACCUGAACUCCUGGUCAUCAAUGAAGUCCUUCAAGUGACCCCAGUCUUCAGACAUCCCCAUCACCCCAACUGGCCAGACAAGGGACGAGGAGUCCAAGGUCACUAUACCUCUGAGGAAGACGCAGCAUAUAGUGCCCCAAGCCUACCACCUCCAAAAGCUCUCAUAGCAGAGACAGGACAACUAGUGGAUCUGUACAAGAUGCUGGGGAGCAGGGGCCCUGACUCAAAGCCAGAACACCUAACCAGCCCCUUGACAGUCCUCUCAGUGGACUACCUUCCCACACAUGAGGGAUACUUACCCUCUAACAUAGAGUAUCUCCCUUCACAUGAGGAUCCUGUAACUGACUCUCUGGAAGAAUUGGAGCCUCAGCACAUCUGUCUUUCUGUUUUCCCUUCAAGUUCCCUUCACCCACUCACCUUCUCCUGUGACAAGAAGCUGACUCUGGAUCGGUUAAAGAUGGGGUGCAGCUCCCUCAUGCUCUGAGUGGUGAAGCCUGCAGUGUCCCCCACCUCCCCAGUCAUCACCUCUGGGUGCUGCCAUCAGGCAUGUUUGCAACUAGAGGGCAGACAGGCAGCUCGGGGUGAAAUCUUGGGGACUGAGAAUUGGCUGUAGCCCAGAUACCUCAACUUGCCUUCUCCAGAGCCUUAGGAUCAUAGUUAACCAUUGAACAAUGUGAGGGUUAGGGGCACAGGCUUAAAUCAGCAUAUCUUUUUGACUUCUCAAAAAGUUAACUACUGUUGGCCUUUUGACCACUCUUACUGAUGACAUAUUUUGUAUAUGUAUUAUAUACUGUAUUCAUACAAUAAAGCUAGAG